Hordeum vulgare subsp. vulgare (domesticated barley) is the source of this 1419-nucleotide messenger RNA. RefSeq lists its product as uncharacterized. The transcript is spliced from 3 exons. Bases 1 to 1419 code for a protein of 472 amino acids. Lineage: Eukaryota; Viridiplantae; Streptophyta; Magnoliopsida; Poales; Poaceae. The record is from RefSeq and is a predicted model, not a curated record.
AUGGACAUGAGGGCGUCGACUUCGAAAACAGACAUGGUGGACGCUCUUCGUCGCUACCGUGAGAUCCUGAGGUGGGAGACCAAUGUGCUAAGGAUUGAGGUCACAUCCCGGGGCCUGGAGACGAUCACCGGAAAGAAGGCUUAUCUACAGCGUCAUAACUCCGACGGAAGAUCACUAGCUCUCGACUCACCUCAGCUAGACGAGCAGCUGUCCGGCCACAAGAUCGCGAGCCUGCCUCUGGUGAGUUUGCCCUACCUCGUCGAUAAUCAUGAGGAGGCCCUCGAUCUGCUCUUGCACGAGGCGCACAAGCUGGGCUACCGGGUCCAAUCCCUACAGGAACUCGGUGUCCCAAUCUCCUUGGAGACGGUCAGAUUACUCUAUCUCGUGUCAAAAAGAUGCACGGAGAUCUCCAGAAACAUAGCGAGGCAUGGGUCGCCAAAUUCAGGCAAAUCUAACUCUCAGGACACUCCCGCAAUUUCCGCUUACAAAGAGCGUCGUGCAAGCUGGGAAUCCAUUUGGGGCAGCCCCGUGUUAAGGUGUGGCGGCUUCAAUGAUAUAACCACACUGUCUCCUAUGUACUUUACCCCCUGCGCCCCUGGUAUCAUCCCAUCCUCCGCCUUUGCCACCAAGGCCUUGCAGAUCUACUCGUUCGAAAUCUUUGAGCUAGAUGACAGCUUGAAGUGGCCACUCUAUGUGUACGGCAUAGUUGCUGCUCGAGAUACUUUGGAUGGUAACCGCAACCUUCUCUUCUCUCGUUCCAGGGCUAACUGUCAAGUACUCACUGAAAAGGAUCCUUUUUUGCACUUGACUGGUCCUUCGCGUGCUAUUCUGGCUGAGUACCCAGUUGACUUUGAAGUUGAACUAAGGAUAAAAGAUGGAGCAGAGUCCCAAGAUAAAGAAUUGAUGAGUUCUACUAACCACCACCAUUUCUGUGGUGAUACUGCUCUUUUCCUUGGCUGCCUAUGUAGCGCAGUGGUGGGCCUUGAGACUAUUAGGAGUGCAGUCCAGGCCACUAUCUUGUCUAUUCGUGUUGUUGGAGGGCGGUCUCCUUUUCAAUUUGGUGUCCAAGUAGCUUGUUCAUCGUCUACUGAAGGUGUUAUUGCUGAUGCAUGUCGGCAAGUUGUGUUGCUUAAUUCUGUUGAAAAAAUUCCCGAAGAUGGACUGGAUGGUUACCUUCCUCUGUCAAGGAAUGUUGUUACAGUGAAAUCAAAAGGAUCGCUCAGGAUUAACAUAAAAUGCUAUACAGAGUCUGGUCAGGAUGCUCAUGAGGUCCAGCUUGAUUUCCCUGCCCAACAUUGCCAAAUAAGCACUCAAGAAUGUACUAUUGGCGAUUCUAAGCUGCAGGUUGUCAUUGCUUGGUCCCUACUUGUGAGAGACAAGCUCGACAACUUGGUGGAGGGGUACAUCUUCCCUAUGUGA